GUGAUGACGCGACCUUGGUGCGCCGGGCGGUGGGAUGAAGCGUGUGGGCUGUGUCUGUCUGAGGGUUGCAGACACAGUGACCGAUUGGAUAAGGUUUUAACAGAAGAAAAUGCAAAUAGCUACAAAAACAGAAGAUGGGGGAUAGGUUUGGAAAAGCCUUGGAUGUUUCAAAACAACAAAACAGUAUUGAAGAAAUAGUGUUAACACUGGAACAUUACAGCUGCUUACAUUUAUGUUUUCUUUACAUUGUUAAACAGUAAUUUCCUUGUUCUGCUAUGAAUGAAAAUACAGAAUUGGCUCUUGACCCCAAUAAAGAUGACCUUCCUCUUAUGGCAAAUGUUGGCUCCAUGUUAGUCAGGCACUAUGUGCUGGAUCUUACAGUGAACUUUGACAGAAAAGUCAUCAGUGGUACCAUUGUUCUUUAUCUAGAAACCAGCAAAACAUACAAAAAAAAAUCUGAUUCUAUGGGAACGGGUUGUUGUCCUUACACUCAGACGUUAUUUGAAACUGAGCAACCUGGAUCUUCAUGCAAUUCCACUGCAAGUGUUGCUGCUUCUGCAUCUGUGGAUAAGAUGUGCAACCUAUCCAUGCAUAGUGGUGGCGGUGUUGCUGAUGUUAGCAGUUGUAACCAUAGCAACGCAGAGUGGACUGGUGUGAUUUCUGGUAUAAGGGAACAGUGUAGUAAUGAGGAAGAUUUUGUCUUGGUGCUGGAUUGUUGUGAUCUUGUGGUGAAUAAGGUAGAAGAAGUGAAUGUCAUUGCUACACCAGGAAUUGAGAAACUGAUCAGAAUGGACAUGCCCAUGUCAGAAAAUAAUGUUUAUUCUCAGCGACUGCAGAGUAGCAUUGUGGAUGCUAUUCUUGGUUUAGGAGCAGAAUGCUGGCAGGAACAACAUUGUUACUACCUCGACUGCAGUAAAGCACCUGGAUGUGGAGAACUGCAGUUCCAGACUGACAGAUGGAGCUUGCAAAUAAAGAAACUAGGGAUACAAACUCCUAAAGACUUCCCACGUGUAUUGCGAAUCUACUAUGAAACAAAGCCGGAGGGUGGUUCAGUGAGGUGGACUAAGGACCAAAGUGGCAGGCCAUGUGUGUAUACAUCAGGAUCUCCAAUCAACAACAGAGCAUUAUUUCCUUGUCAAGAGCCCCCAGAAGCAAUGGCAAAAUGGCAAGCCUCCGUUUGGGCCCCAAAAGGGUCUUUGGUUCUAAUGAGUGGUGAAAAUUGCGCUGAACCCAAAUGUAAUGGAGCACUCACAAAUUGGUUUUAUUAUGUGACCAUGCAUAUGCCAGCAUCUACUUUUACCAUUGCAGUUGGAUACUGGGUUGAAGUUAUAGCUGAAUGCAGCUUUAGAUCCCAGAUACUUAAGUCAUCAUCUUCAACCUCAGACUAUACAAAUAAAAGCAGUGUUUCCCUGCCAUUCUGUGGUCAUCCAGCUUAUCCUUGCCGUUUUCAAAAUCAUAUUGCUCAAGCCCAGAACUGUAUUCCUUACCGUGUCUUUGCACCUGAAUACCUGAAAGUAAGGAGCCAAGAAGUUCUACUCCCACUCAUGGCACAGUGCCUUUCAGCAGCUCAUUGUGUUCUGGGCACUCACCCUUUCUUCAGGGUUGAUGUGUUGAUAGUCCCUGCUAACUUUUCUAGUCUGGGAAUGGCUAGUCCACACAUCAUCUACCUAUCGCAGUCUGUAUUGUCUGGAAAAAAUAACCUCUGUGGAGUACGACUGUGCCAUGAAAUAGCUCAUGCCUGGUUUGGAUUGGCCAUUGGUGCUCGUGAUUGGACUGAAGAGUGGAUAAGUGAAGGUUUUGCCACUUAUUUAGAGGAUGUGUUUUGGGCGAAGGCACAAAAGCUCUCAGAGGAAGCAGCAAAAGAACAGCAUCAACUGAAGUCCCUGCUUCGAUGGCGAAGGCUCCAAGAUGAGAUUCAAAACUCUGAAGAAGAAUUGCAAGUGCUGAGACCUAACAAACAGAACACUUGUGCAGUGAGUGACUCUGGGUCAACAAUUGUCAAACAUGGUCUAAAUGCAGGAAAAAAUUUCAUGCAAGUCCAUUAUCUAAAGGGUUAUUUUGUCCUUCAUUAUCUUGAGAACAGAGUUGGACAAAAACAAUUUCUGAAGUUUUUCAGGUUAUUUGUGGAGAGAUUUCAUGGACAACUGAUACUUUCUCAGGAUUUCCUAUACAUGUUUAUGGAGAACUUUUCAGAACUUCGAAGUCAGGGAUUGUCCAUGGAAGUUAUUUUUCAAAACUGGCUGGACGUAGCUGGAAUGCCAAAGCCUCUUUUGGAUGAAACACUGAAGUGGACAGAGAACCGACUGGUCUGUGAAGUGCAGAGUGAGGUCACAAAAUGGAUCAAGAUCAAUAAAAAAGACCAAGACUCCCGUAAGAGAAAACGGAGCCAGAAGUAUGAGAUGAAAUUCAAAGAACUUUUGCCAGACCAGCUGGUAUUGCUCCUAGAAUUGCUGUUAGAAGUAAAAUCCUUCUCCUCCCGAACGCUGCAGUUGCUACAGAAGCAUUAUUGCCUCAGGGAGCAGGAUGCAGAGGUCCGUCAUCGUUGGUAUGAGCUGGUCAUUAAACAUAAACACACAGUUGCAUACAGGGACUUGAUAAAGUUCUUGGAGAAGGAUCAGGCAAUGGGCGCGUAUCUCUAUGGGGAGUUGAUGGUUAAUGAAGAUGCCAAACAACAACAACUGGUUCACAGGUGCUUCACCAAGCUUCAAGAAGAGAUGGACCCAUCCUUAAGGAAAGUGGUAGCUAAAAUGAUACUCUAACCAAGUGAGAACCAGAGGGUAAUGCCACAAAGGUAUUCAAGCAUACCUUGGGUGAAAGAUUUGAAGGAAAGGGAAAUCUAAAAGUCGUACUGUUGUACAGAUUUAGGAAUAUACAAUUUGUUGCUUUACUGUAAUUCAUUCUAAACUUAAAACAGUAGCAUCCGUCAUUUUAGUUUUUAAACCUGAAUAAAUUACAAUAUCAUGAUCAACACAUGACCUGCUGAGCUUUUCCAGCAACUUCCGUUUUUGUUCCCGAUUUACAGCAUCUGCAGUUCUCUCGGUUUUACAAUAGCAUAAUUCUAUGUCUAUAUAUGAAUAAUAAUAGAUUGAGAAUGAGCAAACUGUACUUUAAAAUCGUAGUGUCACUAUGCUGUGCCAGUUGGUUUUAUCAUCUUUAACAGAACUCAAAGCCAGGUGGUUGGGUGCCAAAGAGCCCUUGCAGGGCCAAAAUAAUGAGUUGAGUUCUAAUAUUUUCUUUGCUAAUGAACAUUAAUUGAAACCUUAAUAACUAAUGUUUCAUAUUAAGUUAAUAACUGGACAGAAAUAUCCGGCUUAAAUGUUUUUGCACAGUACACUCAAGCUUUGUUUCAAUUAUCCUUAGAUAAUGACUCAAAUGCAAGUUUGCAGUUGCAUCAAAUUUUGUCUUCUUUUCUGAAAUAAUUUUGGAAUUAUUAGAACACAGAGCAUUAUAGAACAGGAACAAGCCCUUCAGCCCACCAUAUCUUUGCCGACCAUGAUGCUAUUCUAAACUAAUCUGCCUGCAUAUGAUAUGUAUCUCCCUCUUUUCUACCUGUUGUGUGUCUGCCUAAAUGCCUCUUCAAUUUUGCUACCGUUUCUGCUUGUAUCCCCUGGCAGUUCAUUCCAGACACCUACUACCCUGUGUGCAAGAAAAAACAACCUUCCUCUCACAUCUCCUUUAAACAUUCCUACUGUCACCUUAAAUUUAUGCCCCCAGUAUUUGACAUUUCCACCCUGGGAAAGAGACUCUGAUGAUUUACCCUAUCUGUCCCUCUCGUAAUUUUACGAAGUUCUAUCAGUUGACACCACUGCAGCGCUCGCGCGCACGCGUGCCCUCCGAGCUCCUGACAUUUUCAGUUUGUCCAAUCUGCACUUGUAGCUAAUACACCCCAAUCCAGGCACCAUCCUGGUUAACCUCUUCCCCACUUUCUCCAAAACCUCUCUAAUAAUUCCUAUAGAGCGGUGACCAGAACUGGGCACAGUACUCCAAAUGCCAUACAUAGUUUUACAUAGUUGCGACAUGACUUUUAUGGUCAAGCUUAUUGUGUGUUGUUGAAACUGCAUUCAUUUAGACAAGCAGAGAGUAUUUCAUUACACUCCUGACCUGUGCCUUCUGGAUGGUAGAUAGAAUUUGAGGAAACUGGAUAUAUGCUGCAUGCUGAAAGAUUCCUCGCCUCUGAGCUAUCCUCAUAAGCUCAUCCAAUUCAGCUUCUGAUCAACGCUAACUCCCAGAAUGUUGUUGGUAAAGGAAACAGCAAUGUUAAUGCUAUUGAAUGUCAAUUGUUAAUAGCUAAAUACCCUCUUGUCGACGAUGGUCAACACCUGACACUUAGAUUCUUCCAGUGUUACUUGGUACUGUCCAGGUCUUGCUGCAUUUGGCUAUGGAGUGCUUCAGUGUCUGAGCAGUUGUGAAGCAGCUGAAGAUACGAAGGCCUCAGAAACUUGUGAUGUGCUGGAGCUGAGAUGAUUAACCAACAACCACAACUAUCUUCCUUUGUACCAGGCUUAACCAGAACUGAAAAUCAUGUCCGACUACGAGUCUUAGCACUGGAAACUCACUACCAGCAAUUUCUACUGCACGUAUUUCUUUCUGUUGCAAGUCUUAACAGCUAUCAGUGUGAGAAGAUUUUUUUCCCCCACUCUUAUGAGUUCUGUUUGAAGACUGUGCUUUUGGACUGCAUGCUGAUGUCUCUGCAGACAUUUAAAACUUAAUUAUUAUUGCAUAUUGCCUUCCAGCAUUAUUUUUGAGUUAACUUUACAUUUAAAUGUUUCAAAUCAAAUUCAGUAAUAUGUUAUGCAAAAUUGACAGUUACAAUUGAUUCAUCUAUGACCGAGGACUAAUUUAAGUAAAACAGACUACAGAUGAAAACACACCUCAAAUAUUCUGGGUUGUUCAGUAAUGUGUAAAAUAUAGAUAUCUUACUGUUUGUUUAGUCUCUUAAUAUAAGAUCGUCAAUUUUGUGCUGUGUUUCAUCCUUUUAGACAAUUAUACAGCACACUGUGUUUUACUAUGGACCUAAGUUAGCUAAAUGUGUUGCUUUUUUAACCUGGUCGGUUACACUUUACCUCAAGAUUUUGGAUCCCCUUUAUGUAUUAACCAGUUUUUGUUUAAGUUAUAGAUCACAGUAACAUGUAUUUGACAGUAUCUAUUAAAGACAUAGCUGGAGAGUUAAAAA
This is a messenger RNA of Stegostoma tigrinum, 5173 nucleotides long. RefSeq names its product aminopeptidase O (putative) (gene aopep). Gene Ontology annotation, cellular component: nucleolus. Lineage: Eukaryota; Metazoa; Chordata; Chondrichthyes; Orectolobiformes; Stegostomatidae. Gene Ontology annotation, molecular function: zinc ion binding; metalloaminopeptidase activity. The transcript is spliced from 17 exons. The record is from RefSeq and is a predicted model, not a curated record. Bases 276 to 2759 code for a protein of 827 amino acids.